AUGGCAGUCUCUCACCACGUUCGAUCUCACAGUUUCCCCUCUAGUCUUCACCCACAAGCUGCUCAUGUCGAUGAGCAGUUGGCUCGAUUGAGAUCUUCCGAGGAAGCUUCAACAUCCUCCACCUAUUCUAUCUGCAAAAGACUUGACAACCUUCAAGAGUUACAUGAGUCUCUUGACAAGCUUAUCAGCCUACCUGUCACACAACAAUCUCUAGCUCAAGAACAGAACAAGAAAUCUGUGGAGCAGCUUCUUGAUGGAUCUCUAAGGAUCUUGGAUUUGUGCAACAUUUCCAAGGAUGCUUUGUCUCAGAUGAAAGAAGGUCUCAUGGAGAUCCAGUCGAUUCUAAGAAGAAAGCGCGGUGAUCUAUCUGGCGAGGUCAGGAAAUACUUAUCCACAAGAAAGUCCUUCAAGAAGUCAUUCCAGAAAGUACAAAAAUCUCUCAAGGUUGCACAAGCCGAUGAAUCUUUGGCUGCGUUUGGAGAAGCAGAAGCCAUCACAAUUGCUUUGUUUGAUUCUCUCUUCAGCUACAUGUCUGGAUCAAAGACUUGUGGAAAAUGGUCACUUGUCUCAAAGCUAAUGAACCAGAAGAAAGGUACAUGUGAAGCACAAGCAAACGAAUUCACAAGGAUUGAUUCUGAAUUCCAAUCCGAGAAGACCUUGAAGAUGCAGGAUGUUCAGAUGCUAGAGUCAUGCAUUCAAGAUCUUGAAGAUGGACUUGAGUCACUAUCUAAGUCUAUGAUUAAAUACAGAGUCUCAAUUCUUAACACUUUGGGCCAUUAA
Messenger RNA from Microthlaspi erraticum, 780 nucleotides. The record is from the annotation of a GenBank genome assembly. Lineage: Eukaryota; Viridiplantae; Streptophyta; Magnoliopsida; Brassicales; Brassicaceae.